Messenger RNA from Penicillium pulvis, 1338 nucleotides. RefSeq lists its product as uncharacterized. The transcript has a single exon. The record is from RefSeq and is a predicted model, not a curated record. Gene Ontology annotation, biological process: carbohydrate metabolic process. NCBI's taxonomy places the organism in Eukaryota, Fungi, Ascomycota, Eurotiomycetes, Eurotiales, Aspergillaceae. Gene Ontology annotation, molecular function: polygalacturonase activity. The coding region runs from base 1 to 1338 and encodes 445 amino acids.
AUGAAGCUGUGGUUUCUUGCGCUCUGGGUUACCUUGGUUAAGGCCUGGGUGGUCAAUGAAGGUACAACAUGUACUUUGUAUCCUGAAUCAUUGGUCCACAAGGGGCAAGCUGUGGAUGAUUCUCCAUCCAUCCAGCAAGCCUUUGAUAUGUGUGGCACGAACGGAACAGUCAUUUUCUCCAAAAAUGUCUUCAACGUGAACACCGUCCUGAACACAACCAAUCUGCUGAAUUGUGAUGUUCAUCUCCGUGGUGAACUUCGCUUCUCUACCAACCUCCCAUACUGGAGAACCCACUCUAUCAGUGUUGUUCUGCAGGAUCAAGUCACUGCUUGGCUGUUUGGAGGUACAAACGUGAACUUCUAUGGCGAGGGCGGCUUCUACAACGGCCAGGGUCAAGCUUGGUACAACGCCAACAGAAAUGAGUCCAACCAGCCAGGACGACCCAUGAGUAUCACAUUCUACAACUCGACCAACCUACUUGUUGAUGGAUUGAGAAUCAUUCAACCUCAGUUCUGGGCCACAUUUGUCUGGGAAAGCAAAAAUGUUUCCGUUACCAACUUGUUCGUCAAUGCGACCAGCAACAGCAAAUGGGGCACAAUGAACACCGAUGGCUACGAUUCUUGGAAGAGUGACUCUCUGCUCGUGGAGAAUGCCACGAUCAUCAAUGGUGACGACUGUAUCGCCGCCAAAGGAAAUACCACCAAUCUGCUCGCCAGGAACAUUUAUUGCGAAGGCGGCACUGGAAUCACCAUUGGAUCUAUCGGCCAAUACCCAGAAACGCCCGACUACAACCUGAACACUACAUUCGAAAACGUGAUUAUCAAAAACUCCAUGGACGGCGCCUACAUCAAGACCUGGCAAGGAACUCGGAUCUACACGCCCAGCAAUGGCGACUGGGGUGGCGGUGGAACCGGCCUCGUCAAGAACGUCACCUUCCGCAACUUCGAGAUGAUCAACGUGGGACUUCCUAUUCAGAUGUCGCAAUGUGUUUACUCGGCCGAUUCUAAUAAGGGCUGCAACACAUCGACUUUGCAAAUUGAGGAUGUAAAGUGGCAAAACAUCCAUGGUACUUCGCGGUUUAACAUUGCUUCGUCCAUUUACUGUUCUGACGAGCGCCCCUGCCCCAACAUCACCUUUGAUAAUGUGAACAUCACGAGCGUGAACGCUAGUCUGGGUCUGCCUUACUAUAACACCGAUAUCAAGCACGAGUUGUUCCAGUGCACAAACCUUCUUGGGCAGAAGAAUUCUGGAAUUCCCUGUAACCAGGCCGCUCCGAGUAACUUCAGUCAGUGGAUUUAUGGGAACGUUGACAGCUCGGGUCUUGCGACACUGACUUGA